AUGGCGAAUGAAGCGGCUAGUUUAUUGGACCAAUUAAUGGGCGCUCAUCGCAAUGCAGUACCUGGAGAUAAUGUCAAGCCAUUGCAGUACACAGAUCAGGAGGUGUGCAAGUACUACCUGUGCGGGUUCUGCCCAUGUGACCUCUUCACUAACACCAGAGCAGACAUGGGCACAUGUCCAGAUAUCCAUGAUCAGAAACUGAAAAACGACUAUGACUCGAGUGGGCGUAAAGGUGACUACGGAUAUGAGUCAAAGUUUCAGCAUCAUCUGGAGGAUAUUAUUCGAGAUUUGGACAAGCGAAUAUGUCGUGGGCGUGCUCGCCUGGACCGCAGUGUGACUGCUAAGAUACAGGGAGAUGAGGAGGUGUCCAGUGAACGUCUGAUACGCCUCAACGCACGGAUCCAUAGCAUACUGGUAGACGUAAGUGUGUGUGGGGUGUGUGGGGUGUGUGUGUGUGGAGUGUGUGCCUCUACCCUGCAGUUAGAGGUGUUGGGUGCUGAUGGACGUGUGGAUGAAGCUCGUGAUGUCAUGGCUACUCUAGAGAAACUAGAGAAAGAGAGGGACACUGAGAGACGAUCACUGCUUUGUUGGGGACCCAAGAUGGUGGCUGGCUAUGAGUUAGACAGCAACGACUUCCAUGAGAAGAUGGAGAUGUGUGAUGUGUGUGGGUCCUUCCUGGUGAUAGGUGACACACAAGGACGUGUGGACGCUCAUCUACUAGGGAAACAACAUAUUGGUUAUGCUCGUAUUAGGGCCACCAUCACCCAGCUCAAGUCCUUCCAGGAGCAGUAUGAUGCUUCACGAAGAGAGGAGAGGCUCAAGAGGUUGAGCAGGACCUCCUCUAGUCCCAGUAGAGCCAAGGUGGUCUCAAGAUCAAGAAGCCCUCGUAAAAGAUCAAGAAGUCCUCGCAAACGAUCACGUUCUCGAAGUCCUCGCAGGAGGUCUCGUAGCCCCAAGGGGUCAAGAGGUCGACGAAGGUCCCAUCGCUCCAGGACUCCCCACAGAAGGUCAAGGAGGUCACGUAGUCCCAGAAGAUCUGAUAGGAAAUCACGCUCAUCCAUAAGUCCAAGAAAAAGGUCUAAAAGUCCACGGAAAAGAUCUAAAAGUCCACGGAAAAGAUCUAAAAGCCCAAGAAAGAGAUCUAAAAGUCCAAGAAAGAGAUCAAGGAGUCCACGGAAAAGAUCAAAGAGUCCAAGAAAAAAAUCAAGGAGUCCAAGAAAAAGAUCUGAAAGUCCAAAAAAGAGUAUGACUGCAGAGAAUGGAACAAUGGAACAAUGAGAGAUUGAUUAUACAUGCAUUGCUGACGUCAGCAUAAUUAUUAUUAUCCUUUUCAAAUUUCUACAGUGGGCGUGGCUAACAGAAUUAAUUGUCAACUCAGCAGAUUUUACUUUGGAGUGGGCGUGGCUAAACUGCCCUCCUUUACCAAUUCACUGAAAAUACAGUUUUUAUGCUUUCUCUUUGUGAGUUGAUGUUUAAGAAAUGAGGAGACGGUCUGGAGCAGCAAGACAAGUGGCCGCUCCUCAGUGUGGUCCUGACAGCACUGCUUGGUGGGAGUCACGGCUUCUCCCUUAUCAAACCAGUGUAGUGUUUAUAUGGAGUGCCCUCACAUUCGACCACUCUAUAAUACCAGGAGCAGCACUCUGGACACUAGUACACCUGCUACUGUGGUCCUUGUUUGAGCUGAGUGGCAGUGUUCUAGAGGGAUGGGGCAAUCUCCUUGUUAUGGCUGCUAUACUCUAUGCCCUGCUGCAGUUAGGCCUUCGCUAUGGCAACCUGACAUCAGGGCCUUCAUCAAAUACAGGGAGUGGCGGUCGGUUUAAAGAGAUCUGUGCUCUGGUGGCCAUUAGCUCACAUGUGGUGUGGGCCUCACUCACUAAGACCCUACAAAGCAGGCACUCUAAUCCUAAGAUGUUCUAUGGUGUUGGAAUUAUCCUCUCAUUCCUCUUCUACCAUCUCGGGCAGUGGCUCUCCACACCAAUCUGCUUUCAUAUCAUAGUGAGUACUCUGCUUUUGCUGCCCCUGGUCUUGGAUCAGCACAAGCCUAAUAAUUCAGAGCCUUUAGAGAACAAGCUACAGAGAAUGAAAGCUGAACUGACCUCCCUAGCUCAAUACAUAUUAGCCAGACUCAAACAAACUCUCAACAGAAGAGGACCUACUGCCCCUACUAGAUAGCUUAUGUGUCGGUGUAUUAUGUUAACGCGCUAUUAUGUACAUGUCAUCAUAAAUAAACAUUAUAAUUUGUGAUUUUAUUA
Messenger RNA from Halichondria panicea, 2252 nucleotides. RefSeq names its product luc7-like protein 3. Gene Ontology annotation, biological process: mRNA splice site recognition. Gene Ontology annotation, cellular component: U1 snRNP; U2-type prespliceosome. The record is from RefSeq and is a predicted model, not a curated record. The coding region runs from base 1 to 1278 and encodes 425 amino acids. The transcript has 10 exons. Gene Ontology annotation, molecular function: mRNA binding. Lineage: Eukaryota; Metazoa; Porifera; Demospongiae; Suberitida; Halichondriidae.